Sphenostylis stenocarpa is the source of this 234-nucleotide messenger RNA. The record is from the annotation of a GenBank genome assembly. NCBI's taxonomy places the organism in Eukaryota, Viridiplantae, Streptophyta, Magnoliopsida, Fabales, Fabaceae.
AUGUUACAGGGGCUUGGGAUGCCUCACCAGGAUGAGGCGGUAGCACUUGGCGUGCGUCGAGAAGUUCCAUACCUUCUUGAUAGAGUCCAUUGCCUUGCUUGUACUUACUUAAGUCAAGAUUGGCUUGGUGUUCAGUGUCAAAAAAAUACAGGAUUUCAAAUCAUCCCUGCUCCUCGAAGUAUUUCUUCGACGUCAGAGAGUUUGAUCGAGAAAGCAAGGACCAAAGGUGCCUAA